Messenger RNA from Portunus trituberculatus (swimming crab), 1398 nucleotides. RefSeq names its product pentatricopeptide repeat-containing protein 2, mitochondrial-like. The record is from RefSeq and is a predicted model, not a curated record. Gene Ontology annotation, molecular function: RNA binding. Gene Ontology annotation, biological process: multicellular organism development; regulation of mRNA processing; mitochondrion organization. Gene Ontology annotation, cellular component: mitochondrion. Lineage: Eukaryota; Metazoa; Arthropoda; Malacostraca; Decapoda; Portunidae.
ACCACCACCAUCAUCAUCAGCACAGGCCACCCCGCACACCACACUCACAAUGGCGGUUUACCACACUGGGAUCGCUUCUCUUAUUUUCCGCCGUGUUGUGCCUUCCCUACAUCACCCUGGGGCUUGUGGGGGCGUCUUCCUCCCCCAGUGUCUCCCAGAAUACACCCGCACGCUGUACACCCGGGCUGCCCUAGGCCUGGACCAGUACACACAGCUGCGCCAAGACACCCGCAGCAGGUUUGGAGCGGGUGUGGACUCGUUCAAAGACAAAUUAAAAGAAAUACUUGAAAAAAAUGCAGCCAUGAUUUUCACAGAGGAUUUUAAGAAUAUAUUGCAUCUUGUCGAAGGAAGUCAAGAGGAUAUGGAGCUAGUUAGGAGCAUGGCAGUUAGGUUCAACAAGCAACAUGAAGGUCUGCGGUUUGGCAUGUACGUAUUUGGACCAGUUGUAAUGCGCACAUACCAUACACUCAGACAGACGGACGCUAUGAUGGAGGCCCUCAGCGACCCCCAGCUGGACGGAUUCUUUGACCAGCUGACGUCGUACCAGCUGGCUAUGGACCACCUGUUUGAGGCCGGCCAGUACCAACAAGUUCUGGAUGUGUUUGGAACAGUUCAGGACAAGCGUGUUGGAGGAAUGCGUUUUCCCAAGAACUGCCUCACUCUUGCCUUGGCUGCUUGUUAUAGGAUGGACACCCAGGACAGCUUCCACCACCUUCAGGAACUCCUGCAGAAGGUGAAGGAUUAUGGAAUACCCUUGAACAGACGUCUGAUUGUGUGGGCAGCUCUGUCUCUCUCUGUGGGCCGCCCCGAUGCUGCUCUCAACCUUGUCCUAGCCUCCCCCUCUGCUACACACAUUGCUAUUAGGUCCAUGAAGGUGAUGUCCCUGUGCCAGCUGGGGCGGGUGGAGGAGGCGAUGGUGACGCUGAGGGCCAUCACGGAGAUUGACCUGCCCAGCCCUCAGAGGUCAAACCAGGGCAAAUAUAUUCUCAGGGAGGCUGUGAGAGAAGUGGAGGAGAAGGUGGAGGAGGCAGGGAGGAAAGACCAACAGAUGGAGUUCUCCAGAAUAGUGAAGUGUUUGGAGGAAGCAAACGCCAUUAGUGAAAAGGCCCUGGACGAGAUUGUCUGCCAGCCGAUAGACAAGUUUGAGAAGCGUUCGGGCCAAAACAAGGCAAUGCUGGCGGCCUCCUUCAACGCACGCACACACACACACACACACACACACGCACACAGGCCAAGAAGACAGGGAUUAAUGGAUUAUGAGUAGCGUGUGUGUGUGUGUGUGUGUGUGUGUGUGUGUGUGUGUGUGUGUGUGUGUGUGUGUGUGUGUGUGUGUGUGUGUGUGUGUGUGUGUGUGUGUGUACAGUUGUAGUGGUGUUAAAUAAAGGAUUUUAAAAUGUC